AUGGGCCAUACAACUUCUGAGGAAAUACACGUUUUCAUGGACGAACUGGAGCCCAAGAGCAGUAUACUUGACAAAGUGGGAGACUUUAUCACCGUAAACACGAAACGGCAUGAUGAGCGCGAGGACUUGUAUGAUCAAAACGACAUAAUAAACAGCCUGAAUAACCGAAGCGGAAGUGAGAACCAAAGUAGAAACGAAAUUGAGAAUGAGAAUGAGAAUGAUGGUGAACAAGAUGAGCUUGCAUUGGAUGACCUGGACCGCGCGUUUGAGCUGGUCGAAGGAAUGGACAUGGACUGGAUGAUAUCUUCACACGCGCACCAUUCGCCGGCGAACACCACUACAAUCAAGCCGCGGUUAUUAUAUUCGCCGCUAAUUCACACACAAAAUGCAAUGCCUGUAACUAUUUCGCCUAACUUGGUCGCAGCCGCCACUUCUACCGUAUCUACCUCAAUAUCCGCCAACAAAGUCACCAAGAACAAGAGUAGCAGCAGUCCGUAUUUGAACAAACGUAGAGGUAAGUCUGGCCCGGAUUCGGCCACUUCGCUGUUUGAGUUGCCCGACAGUGUCAUCCCAACUCCAAAACCAAAGUCAAAGCAAUAUCCAAAAGUUAUUCUGCCGUCGAACAGCACCAGGCGCCUAUCACCCUCCACGACUAAGACCAACAGUAGUGAAGGCGUCGUCGUAGCAAGUGAGUCUCCCGUAAUCGCACCGCACGGGUCGAGCAAUUCCCGGUCGCUGGGUAGGCGACGGUCAUCGGGCGUUCUCGUGGAUGACGACAAGCGUGAAUCGCACAAGUAUGCAGAGCAAGCACGGCGCAACCGCCUGGCGGUCGCGCUGCACGAACUAGCAUCUUUAAUCCCCGCGGAAUGGAAACAGCAAAACGUCUCGGCCGCCCCGUCUAAAGCGACUACAGUAGAGGCCGCCUGCCGGUACAUCCGUCAUCUACAACGGAAUGGGAGCACGUGA
Saccharomyces mikatae IFO 1815 is the source of this 966-nucleotide messenger RNA. RefSeq names its product phosphate-sensing transcription factor PHO4 (gene PHO4). Lineage: Eukaryota; Fungi; Ascomycota; Saccharomycetes; Saccharomycetales; Saccharomycetaceae. Gene Ontology annotation, molecular function: protein dimerization activity. The transcript has a single exon. The coding region runs from base 1 to 966 and encodes 321 amino acids. The record is from RefSeq and is a predicted model, not a curated record.